GGUACGCGCAGCGCCCGCCCAGCCCAGCCCCGCCGGGGAGCGCCCAGUCCAGCCGCGCCGCAGCAGCCGCCCCGUCCCGCGCCUCCCCAUCCCGCCGACCUGCCAUGCGCCGCGGCCCGGCGCCAGCCUCCGCCGGCGGGAGCCGUCCCGGCAGCAGCGCGACGGCGACGGCGGCGGCGGGCGAGCGCUGAGCGCCGCGGCCCCGCAGCAGCCGCAGGGCGGCCGGCCCGCCGCGGCGCGAAUGUCCGCGGGCUGCCCGCGCCGGGAGGACUCGCCGCCGCCCGCCCGCCCGCGCUGACGGGGCGGGCCAGGCACCCCGCUCGCCGCAGCGCCCCGCGCCCGCCCCCGGGCUCCCCGCAGCGCCGCCGCUGCCGGCCGCGCUUCCGCCCGCCCGCCCGCCGCCAGCGCCGGCGCCAUGGCGGUGAAGGGGGCCGCGGCCGGCGCCGGGGUGCUCCUGGUGACGGCCAACGUCGGGUCCCUCUUUGACGACCCAGAAAAUUUACAGAAGAAUUGGCUUCGGGAAUUUUAUCAGGUUGUACAUGCACACAAGCCCCACUUCAUGGCUUUACACUGUCAAGAAUUUGGAGGAAAAAACUAUGAAGCUUCCAUGUCUCAUGUGGACAAGUUUGUUAAAGAACUGUUAUCAAGUGAUGCGAUGAAAGACUACAACAGAGCUCGAGUUUACCUGGAUGAGAACUAUAAAUCACAGGAACAUUUUACGGCUCUAGGAAGUUUUUACUUUCUUCAUGAAUCUUUGAAAAACAUCUACCAGUUUGAUUUUAAAGCUAAGAAGUAUAAAAAAGUUACUGGGAAAGAAAUCUACUCAGACACUUUAGAAAGCACGCCCAUGCUGGAAAAGGAGAAGUUUCCACAGGAUUAUUUCCCUGAGUGCAAGUGGUCCAGAAAAGGUUUCAUUCGAACAAGAUGGUGUAUUACUGAUUGUGCCUUUGACUUGGUAAACAUUCAUCUUUUCCAUGAUGCUUCCAAUUUAAUUGCUUGGGAAACAAGCCCAUCGGUUUACUCAGGAAUACGGCAUAAGGCUCUUGGCUAUGUACUUGAUAGAAUUAUAGAUCAGCGAUUUGAGAAAGUCUCGUAUUUUGUCUUUGGAGAUUUCAACUUUAGACUGGAUGCCAAAGCAGUAGUAGAGACGCUAUGUGCAAAGGCUACAAUGCAGACUAUCCGGGCAGCUGACACAAAUGAAGUAGUCAAGCUAAUAUUUCGUGAAUCUGAUAAUGACCGAAAGGUUAUGCUACAAUUAGAAAAGAAGCUAUUUGACUAUUUUAAUCAAGAUGUAUUUAGAGAUAACAAUGGCACUGCGCUGUUAGAAUUUGACAGAGAACUGUCAGUCUUUAAAGACAGAUUGUAUGAACUGGACAUCUCAUUUCCUCCCAGUUAUCCAUACAGUGAGGACUCUAGCCAGGGAAGGCAGUACAUGAACACGAGAUGUCCAGCCUGGUGCGACAGAAUCCUGAUGUCCCACUCAGCCAAGGAGCUCAUUCUGAAAUCAGAAAAUGAUGAGAAGAUAGUAAUAUAUGACCACAUUGGGCCAAAUGUCUGCAUGGGGGAUCACAAGCCUGUGUUCCUGUCCUUUCGAAUAGCUGCUGGGGCAGGUAAACCUAUUGCAAAUGUGCACAAGUGUUGUGUCGUGCAGUGAUGUGGUGGAAAAAGAUGCCUACGAAAUGAGAAGAUUUUCCGUGAAACCACACUGUAGCAGGGAGGGGAAGGAACACGCAGUAUACAGAAAUACAUAAUCGUAACAGCUGUAUUGAUAAAUCAAGUCCCGAGUGCCACAUUUUUAGACUGCUGAUCGUACACUAUGCUUCAGCAUCUGGACUCUGUUUGAGAAAAGCCUCACAUACCUCACUGUCUUGUAUGUUCAUGUGACAUCAAGUAGAAAUGUGGAAUUAUUUUUUAUAUAUAUGUCACAA
Falco peregrinus (peregrine falcon) is the source of this 1928-nucleotide messenger RNA. It is a transcript of the gene INPP5A, whose product is annotated as inositol polyphosphate-5-phosphatase A. The coding region runs from base 416 to 1654 and encodes 412 amino acids. The record is from RefSeq and is a predicted model, not a curated record. Gene Ontology annotation, molecular function: inositol-polyphosphate 5-phosphatase activity. NCBI's taxonomy places the organism in Eukaryota, Metazoa, Chordata, Aves, Falconiformes, Falconidae. The transcript is spliced from 16 exons. Gene Ontology annotation, biological process: phosphatidylinositol dephosphorylation.